AUGCCUCCCAUAACACGAGCAGCUCAGGUCAACGAGGAAGAUGAUGACCUCGAUUUUGUUUCUGACACAAAAGCCGAGCAGACAGAUCAGGAUGUGGGACGCGAAGCUGAAAACGAAAACAACCACGCCGCCGCCGGGAAGCCCAACGAAGCAGAAGAAGCAAACAGGGACGCCGACAAAAACAAUACUGGCCAGAAGCGUAAAUCUCCACCUACGGACACUUCAAACUCACAACCCAGUAAUAAAGCAGCACGACAGAACGCGGACUCUUCAUCUGACAGCCCUAAGAAGCUAUUGAACUUCUUGCUCUCACCCAAAGCACUUCCUUACUGUUUCCCUGAAGAAGAGCUUGCGGCCGCUAAAACGUCGUCGAAAUAUAAGUCGUAUUCACUCUCGUCGCCAGCAUCAUUCACGCCGUUCGAGCACCUGGUAUGCGCGCAUCUUCUGUCCAAGCCGCUCAGCCACAAUAUCGGCAUGCGCAGCAUCCGUACACUUCUUAAUGACCCAUUCAACUUCACCACUCCCGAGGAAAUCACCUCCGCUGGUGAACACCGCGUGUGGGAGGCUCUUGAAGAAGCACGCACGCAUCAUCGGCAGAAGACUGCUUCGUACCUCUACGGCACCGGACAGGCGUAUUCUGACUCCGAAACGAUGUUUGCUUUGGCCCAAGAAGCCAACGACUCAGGCCCCGCUGGUGUCAUUGAACACAUCAAGUCCACCGUUCCAGGGCUGGCUACCGUGGGCGGUGAGAUCUUCUGCCGGAGAGUGCAGUGUGUUGAUGGCUGGGGCGAUGCGCUUUGGCCGUAUGCGGACAGCAAGGCGCUUGAUUCGCUGGGCCAGAUGGGGAUUGAGGUCCAGGAUGCAGAGGACCUCAGGGACACCAUCAAAUGUGACGUCAAUCUGGAUCAAGUCAAGGACAUGGGCUUGCAUGAAAGAAACUUGAGCAGUCAGCGGCUAGUUAGAGACGAGGAGACGACGUACAUGCAGGCGGUGUUUGUGGUGUUGCUCGAAAGAGCGAUCGGAUGUGUCUUGGAAAAUAAAGUUGAUGAAUUGAAGAAGGCUGCUGCAAAGGCGUAG
Molecule: messenger RNA, 1077 nt
Organism: Exophiala aquamarina CBS 119918
Lineage: Eukaryota; Fungi; Ascomycota; Eurotiomycetes; Chaetothyriales; Herpotrichiellaceae
Exons: 1
Coding region: 1-1077 (358 amino acids)
Source: RefSeq, a predicted model, not a curated record